Molecule: messenger RNA, 1392 nt
Organism: Durusdinium trenchii
Lineage: Eukaryota; Dinophyceae; Suessiales; Symbiodiniaceae
Source: the annotation of a GenBank genome assembly
AUGCAGAAACAGGAGCUUGAGAAGUGUUUUGCAAAUGUGUGCAAGCAUCAUGAUGUGGAGGUGGUGAAGAAGAAUGGCAGCCCAGCGGAAACAGAGGCUGUGUGCCUCAAUGUGGGCUUCAGGACAGUUGAAAUUCUUGAAGGUAGACUGCUGCUGAAUGGCAGUGAGUUGACCAUUCGUGGAGUGAACAGACACGAGCACCACCCGACGAAAGGACAUGUGGUUGACAGAGAGUCUAUGAUACAGGACAUCCAGAUGAUGAAAGAAAACAAUUUUAAUGCCGUGCGAUGCGCUCACUAUCCGAACGACAUCAUGUUUUAUGAAUUGUGCGAUGAAAUGGGGCUUUAUGUGGUGGACGAAGCAAAUAUUGAGAGCCAUGGAGUAGAUUUUGACUGGUCGAAGACCUUGGGAAACAAGGAGGAGUGGGGAGAGGCGCACCUCGCCCGAGUGCAGCGCUAUGUUGAGCGGGACAAGAAUUUCCCCAGCAUCAUUUUCUGGUCUUUGGGAAAUGAAGCAGGCAACGGAAUCUCGGAAGCACAGGAGCACAAGUGGCUGAAAGGAAGGGAUCCUACACGACCAGUUCAAUACGAACAUGCUCGAAAAGAACCAACAUGGACCACACACAAUUUGGAGACGAUUGACAAGAAUACUGACAUCUAUUGUCCGAUGUACCCAAGCCACUUGAAGUUGGAAAAAUAUGGAGAACUGUACGACAGCGAUGUAAAUGCGCUUCCAUUGAUCAUGGUGGAGUACGCGCACGCAAUGGGCAACACCUUGGGAGCAUUCAGGGAGUACUGGGAUAUGAUCUACAGAUACGGUGUGCUGCAGGGUGGUUUUAUUUGGGACUGGGUCGACCAGGGCUUGGAAACGCAGAAGAAUGGGAAGACGAUUUGGGCAUUUGGCGGUGACUUUGGUGCGAAGGGCACCCCUUCGGACCUGAAUUUCUGCAUCAAUGGCCUUGUGCAGCCUGACCGGACGCCCAGCCCACAUUUGUUCGAGGCGAAGAAGGUAAUGCAGCCCGUGACUUUUCGAGAGGACAUUGAAGCCGGGACGAUUGAAAUCCAAAACCGCUACGACUUCCUUUCCCUGGACCACUUGGAUUUCUUUUGGCAAAUUACUUUGAACGGCUCGGUUGUGGAGAGUGGACAACUGCAAGGCAGCUGGUCAAGUGGGAGGAUAGUCUCGAAGAGGAACAUCAGCACAUGGGUUGAUGCUUCUCUUUGGGAACUAAAGUCCAUUUGCAGAGCGGAGUUUUGUUCAUCGCAGGUAUACAGGCUGAAGCUCAUGGAUCACACACGAUCAACAUGCCAAAGCCUACCAUCAUUCAAGCUUCUUGCAAGCGCUUUUGACAUGCAGGAGCUUGUCAGUUUGUGGGCAGUGCGUACCACUUAG